UCUCCUUUCCUUUCCUCUCCCUGGCAGAGCAGUGCCUCCCAGCCAUGGAAGGAAUGGAGUAGCCCUUGCAACUCUAGCCAUCUGCCCUUUCCAGGAGGAGGAUCCCCCUGUUCCUUGACUCGCUCUGUGUCGCUGCCCUCCUCCUCCAGCAGCAGCCAUGGGCAACGAAGCCAGCCUGGAGGGAGGCGAGGGCUUGGCUGGAGGGGAGCUCGGUGGGGAGGCCCCCUCGGAAGGGCCUCGGCUACCCUCCGGAGAGGCACCAGACCUGAGCCAGCUGAGCGAGGCGGAGAGGAGGCAGAUCGCGGCGGUGCUCUCCAGGGCCCAGGACCCCUCCCCAAGACAUGCUCAGCUUGAUAGCAGCCACCAUCCUAGACAACCAGGCAAGCCUCCAGAUUCUGGGCCACCCACUCUAAGCAAAAGCAGAACAGUUGAUACAUUGAAAACAGAGCAGCGAGUGCCAGGAAGGAGUCCAUCUUCCAUAAGUUUGAGACAGUCUACGUCAAGGACUGAUUUUAAAGAAGAUCAGAAGCCAAGUAUGAUGCCCAGUUUCCUCUCAGAUGCCAACCCAUUUGGCGCAGUCACCUCUGUUGUGAACAAAUUCAACCCUUUUGAUUUGAUAUCGGACUCAGAUACAGCCCAGGAAGAAGCUUCCAAGAAACAGAAACCUAUUCAGAAAGAACAGGAUAAACCUGGGCAACAAAAGGGACCCAGCAAGCAACCAGUGCAACAACAGUCUCCAAAGCCAACCGGUCCACAACAGGGGUCUGUCAAACCAGCCCCACAAAAAACAGCACCUCCCAAACAGGUGGUGCCACAGCAGCAGCAACAGCAGCAGCAACAACAACAACAACCCGGGGUGCCAAAACAGGCUCAGAAACCAGGGCCUGGCCAACAAGCAGGUCCACAGUCCGAAGAAGCAAAAAAACAGCAAGGGGCACCUAAAACCCAGCCCCAGCAAUCAGAGUCUACAAAAACUCCACCACAACAGCAGCAGCAGAGCCCUGCAAAACCGCCACCACAACAACCAGGAACAGCAAGAGCAUCACCGCAGCAAGCUAAUGCUAGUAAAACAUCAUCCCAGGUACCGACGCCCACAAAAGCUACUGUUGCCCAGCAAGGAAUAUCAACGGGCAAGCAGCCAUCUCAGCAGCCAGGAGGGCCUACAAAGCCUGCCCCUCAGUCAGCAGGGGCCAAUAAACAGGCAACACAACAGCAAGGAAGUGCUGCAAAGCCAGCUCCCCAGCAAACAGGGCCCACAAAGCAGCAAUUACAGCAGCCUGGAGAGCCUGCAAAGCCCUCAGCUCAACAGGCUGGGCCUACAAAGCAGCCGCAGCAUCAGGCAGAACCUACAAAACCUACUGGACAGAAACCUGGACCUGUCCAGCAAAAACCUGAGGCUUCACCUCCACAGGCUUCUCAACCUGGAGGAUCAGCCUCAAAGAAAACCUUUUGCCCUCUUUGCACUACCACUGAACUCCUGUUGCACACUCCUGAAAAAGCCAAUUACAAUACAUGUACUCAGUGUCAAACUGUAGUAUGCAGCCUGUGCGGGUUCAAUCCUAAUCCCCAUAUAACAGAGAUUAAAGAAUGGCUUUGUUUAAACUGCCAGAUGCAAAGAGCCUUAGGUGGUGACUUAGGUCCAGCUCCUGGCCCUGGACCACAGUCCUCUGCACCUAAACAAAAGAUGGCUGCUCCAACCACAGCAGGCAAACCACCUCCCCAGGCACAGCAACCUACACAGAAAAAAGAGAGUACUGUAAAGCCAGAUGCUACUCAAUCCCCUGAACACAAAAAGCCGCCGCCACCACAGACAAAGCAGCCAACCAUACCUAGUUCCACACCUGAAAAAGCAAAACCUCCUGCUCCUGAAACUCAACAAACAGAAUCUACACCCAAAUCUGAUCAGACCAAGCCAGCACCAGCUGAAGAUAAACAAAAGCAACCUCAUGUUCAGAAACCUAUAAGUGAUGUUGUACCCAAGCCUUCAGAAUUUGAUACCAAACAAGAUUCACCUGGCCCCAAACCUGCACCUGUCCAACAAAAGGUGGUACAUCCUCAGGGAUCAGAGGUUGCUAAGUCAUCCGAAGACACACCUCAAGAUAAAACUGUUCCUCCAGAUACCAAAACUUCACCUCAAGUGUCUCGGCAGAAGUCUGAUCCCAAGCUUGUUUCUCAACCUGGAUCUGGAAUUGAUACUAAAGUUCAAAAACAAACUGAGCCAGUGGAAGGCAAAGGAGAUCUUAAGAAAAUGCAGCCACAGAUGAGUCCUAAACCAGAUGCCAAGCAGGCACAAAAACCACAACAAGCAACCGUAGGCCCUAAACCCACCCAAUCUCAGCCUAAAGCCACCCAAUCUCAGCCACCAGCUCAGCCCCAACAAUCACAGAAAGCACCAGAGCAAUCUAGUCGAUUUAGUCUCAAUAUCGGAGGCUUUACAGAUUCUUCGAAAUCACAGCCUACCACACCUCAAGAAAGAGUGACUGGGAAGCUGUUUGGAUUUGGUGCUUCCAUUUUUAAUCAGGCUUCUAAUUUAAUCUCCACAGCAGGCCAGCAAGGAGCUCAGCCACAGGGCCCUCCAACUGGAUCUCCCUCAAAGCAACCACCUCCUCCGGCACAGCCCCCUGCAUCACAAAAAGACACCCGUCAUGUUCAACCACCUUCCAAAGCCACACCGAUGAAAAAAGAAACAAAGACUCCUGUGUCAGAAAAAGCAGAGCCACCCAAAGCUGAAGGCCUUGCCUCUGUUAAAGAGCCAGACUCUGAGAAGAAGGUUGCCCCUGCCAAAGACACUAAGUCUCCAGCUGUGGAUGCUAAGAAAAGUGCUGAUCCAACAAAAAUGGUUCAGUCUUCACUGCCAACAUCAGCUUGUCCUCUAUGUAAAACUGAAUUAAAUGUUGGUUCUAAAGAUCCUCCCAACUACAAUACCUGUACGGAAUGCAAGAAUGUAGUGUGCAAUCUCUGUGGAUUUAACCCAAUGCCACACAUAACAGAGGUACAAGAAUGGCUGUGUUUAAAUUGUCAGACAAAAAGAGCACUAUCUGGCCAACUUGGGGAUAUGGAUAAAACGACACCUCCAUUACUUUCAAAAUCAUCUCCCAAACCAUCAGCUGCUCCUCAAAGCCAAGUUAAAUCUGCUGAGACACCUCAACAACAGAAGGCUUCAGCAAGACCUGCUCAGAAUGAAAAAAGAGGACCAGAUAUUCAGAAAGAAGAUCCAGCAUCUCAGCAGGGCAAACCAGCAAAGGCAAUUUCUGCUGAUAAAAUACAAGAAAUUGUUCAAAAAGAACACACAACACCUCAACAAGAAAAGCUACCUAAAACAAUAUCAGCCGACAAACUGAGUCAAAGCAUUUCAGGGGAAGAUUCAGAAAUUCAAAAGGGAAAAAUAGGCAAGCCACCAUCUGCUGAUCAGGUUCCAAAAGAAGAAGCAAAAGUGGUCAGGAAAUCAUCUGCUGAUAAGCUUUUGGAAAUCGUUCAAAAGAAAGAGCCAAAGGAACUUGAACAUGUAUCUGAUAACAUUCAAAUUCAGAAGGAAGAUCCAAAGGUCCAGCAGAUCAGACUUUCAAAACCACCCUCUGCUGAUCAGAUUCGGAAGGAGGAUCCAAAGGUCCAGCAGGUCAAACUUUCAAAAACACCCUCUGCAGAUCAGAUUCGGAAGGAGGAUCCAAAGGUCCAGCAAGUCAAAUUGACAAAAGCACCCUCUGCUGAUCAAAUUCGGAAGGAGGACCCAAAGAUCCAGCAGGUCAAACUGGCAAAAGCACCCUCUGCUGAUCAGAUUCAGGAGGAUCCAAAGCUCCAGCAAGGAAAAUUUGUGAAAACACCAUCUGCUGAUAAGAUCCGACAGGAGGAUCCAAAGAUUCACCAAGAAAAACUGACAAAAGUGCCUUCAGACAGUGAAAUUAAGAAAGUUGAUCCAAAAAUUCAGCAAGCAAAACUGGCCAAAAUACCAUCUGCUGAUCACAUUCAGAAGGAGGACUCCAAACUAUUUAAAGCAAAAAUAGUGAAGACAGCCUCAGCUGAUCAGCUUCCUAAAGAUAAUAAAUUUCAAGAGAUGGAACUAGCAAACAUUCCUGUGGAAGAUUACAUUUCUUCAAAGACAAUUCAUGAUCAAACACAAGUGGCAAGAAGAAAAGAAGAUGACACCAAGUUUCCACUUUCACGAGAGUCACUCCAUUUAGCUGAAAGCAGACAAAAAGUAGCAGGGGAACAAUUUGAUGAAGAAAAGAUAGAACCCAAAGUGCUCCCAAAAACAAGGCAACAGGAAGACAUUAAGAGGGAAGAUUUAAUGAUGGACAUUCCAGAAAGCAUUUCCAAAGAUCAGAAAUCCCCCAAAGAAGAAACCUCUGCUCCUCCAGUACCAUUGCCAAAACCUGAUCAUGUGGAAGCAAUAAGAGAAAAGGCAGAGAAAGAAGAUGACAAGUCAGACGCAUCCAGUUCACAGCAGCAAAAAAGUCCACAAGGUCUAAGUGACACUGGAUAUUCAUCCGAUGGUAUCUCAAGUUCACUUGGUGAAAUUCCAAGUCUUAUCCAAAGUGAGGAAAAGGAUGUGCUGAAAGAAUCUUGUAAAAAGGAAAUACUUUCACAGGAAAGUAGCCCAACUAGUCCCUCAGAUCUUGCAAAGUUAGAAAGCACUGUCUUGUCAAUUUUAGAAGCUCAAGCAAGUACUCUUGCUGAAGAGAAGUCUGGAAAGUCCAAAGACAUUUAUGGUGUUUACAGUGAGCAUUCAAGAGUCCCACAUAAAACAAAAACCCAGCUUGGUGCACCAGAAUCCUACAGUGCUGAUGAGGAAGAUUUGGCAAAGCAAAAUAUUCAAGGAAAAUAUGGAGGAGCUCCUGAAGAAGGCGAUAAACAAGAUAUUCUAUCCCAGAAGAGCUACAAAGGGAAGACAGACACAAGAGAAGAUGCAUCAGCCAGAAGGCAACGCUAUGACUCUGUAGAAGAUAGCAGUGAGAGUGAGAAUUCACCUGUCCCACAGAGAAAAAGGCGGACUAGUGUUGGUUCUUCAAGCAGUGAUGACUACAAAGCAGAAGACAGCCCAGGUUCAGGUGAUGAUGAAGACUUCAUUCGAAAACAGAUCAUGGAAAUGAGUGCUGAUGAGGAUGCUUCAGGUUCUGAAGAUGAUGAAUUCAUCAGGAAUCAGCUGAAAGAAAUCAGUAUAACUGAUAGCCAUAAAAAAGAAGAAAUGAAGAAUAAAAAAGGAAUACCUGGAAAACAUAAGAGGAUGACACGUAAAAGCAGCACAGGUUAUGAAGACGAUACUAGCAGGCGCCAUUCUUGGCAUGAUGAUGAUGAUGAGACCUUUGAUGAAAGUCCAGAACCAAAAUACCGGGAAACAAAAAGUCAAGACAGUGAAGAAAUUAGUGUAACAGGAGGAGGUGGACUUCGUCGUUUCAAAACAAUAGACCUCAACAGCACCAUAACAAAUAAAUAUUCUGAGGAUUCUCAACAGCCAAAGAAGAGUCUAUAUUUUGAUGAAGAACCAGAAUUAGAGAUGGAAAGUCUUACAGAUUCACCAGAGGACAGGUCAAGGGGAGAGGGAUCUUCAAGUCUGCAUGCCUCUAGUUUCACCCCAGGUACAUCUCCUACAUCUGUCUCAUCUCUUGAUGAAGACAGUGACAGCAGCCCUAGUCACAAAAAAAUGGGUGGAGAAAGUAAGCAACAGCGUAAAGCCAGGCAUCGAACACAUGGACCUCUUCUUCCAACUAUUGAAGAUUCCUCUGAAGAAGAGGAGCUUAGGGAGGAGGAAGAGCUGCUAAAAGAGCAAGAGAAACAGCGUGAGCUAGAGCAGCAACAACAACAGCAGCAGCAGCAGCAGCAGCAACAGCAGCAGCAACAACAGCAGCAGCAAAAGAAGAGCUCGAGCAAAAAAUCUAAAAAAGACAAGGAUGAACUCAGAGCCCAGAGAAGAAGAGAACGGCCAAAAACACCACCAAGCAAUCUUUCACCCAUUGAAGAUGCUUCCCCAACAGAAGAAUUGCGGCAGGCAGCAGAAAUGGAGGAACUACAUCGAUCUUCCUGUUCCGAAUAUUCACCAAGUAUUGAGUCAGACCCCGAAACUUUUGAAAUCAGUCCAGAAAAAAUAAUCGAAGUACAGAAGGUUUAUAAAUUGCCUACAGCUGUGUCUUUAUAUUCUCCUACAGAAGAGCAGCCUGUUGGGGUUUUCAAAGAAGAGAGCAGUCAAAAGAUUUUAAAAAGCGCUGAAGAGGUAUAUGAAGAAAUCCUGCAAACAUCCCAUAAAGCCAAGAUAUUUCCAGAUGCAAGUGAAAAAGAUGAUGCGUUUGAAAAAGAGCCUUUAUAUGGUGGCAUGCUAAUAGAGGACUAUAUUUAUGAAUCUUUAGUAGAAGAUGCUUACAAUGGGACUAUGGAAGCUAGCCUCAUGACAAGACAAGAGGAAAGUGAAGAAUUUAAUCAACAGAAGGACAAAGAGAAAAAAUCAAAGCCUCUAGAUCAGAUAUAUGGAGAACCUAUGCAAAAGUCUAUUGAUGUACAAAAAGACUAUUACAGAAUAGAUCCUCUGUGUUCAGUUAUGCCACAAGAAGACAUUGUAUCUAGUUCUUACAUCAUGCCAGAAAGCCAUGAGAUAAUUGUAUUGGACAAUGUAGCACCUUCUGCAAGUGAUGAGAAGCAGUUGUUAGAUGCAGAUGCUGCUUAUGAGGAACUUAUGAAACGCCAAAGAAUGCAGUUAACUCCGGGUUCCAGUCCAACCCAGUCAUCUCCUAAAUCAAUAUCUGUAUCAGCUACAAAGACAAGUACAUCUGGAAAGGCAAAGGAUAGCACAUCCCUGAUAUUAAGUACAGCCUCAGUGGUUUCAGACAUAUCUUCAGUGAGUUCUGUAGUGCUUCCCAUUCCAGAUGUUAAAAUUACUCAACACUUUACAACUGAGGAAAUUGAAGAUGAAUAUCUCACAGAUUAUGUCCGGGAAAUUGAAGAAAUAAUUUCCCAGGAGACAUCCAUACUGACAUACUCAGAGGCCUCAGAAAGUGCCACAUCUGUUUUACCAUCAGAUACAUCAUCCCUUACAUCAUCAACAUCUUCAGUAUACACCACUGGUAGUUCUUCCCCUGUAGCUGGACCAGAUAGUAUAUCUCCAGGCUACAUAGAAACGGUGGAUACUAUUAGCAAGUUAUCAGAUUCAGAAGGGACAAGUUCAGUGACACAGGUUCCUAUAAGUUCCACAAAGGAGAGCAAUGAACCUGUCAUUUUAUCCCCUAAAGAGGAACAUUUAGAUGAAAAUGCAACCUACAUAGAUCAGAGUGUAGUUUUGACACCUAAAAUUGACUCCUUCAUGCCAACAUCUAUAGAAACAAAGCCACAACCCCUUGUCUCUGCUGCCUUGGAAACGUUCAGACUGGAAGAUGACAAAGCCCAAAAAGAUAUGGCAAAGUCUGAGACUAUGAAGGAGGUUUACAAAGAUGAACAGGCAAGAGUUCCUAUUAGUGUGACAAGAAAAGAUGUAACAGAUGCUAUUUCUGACCAGAAAUUUACACAUACAGCUCCAGAUACAGAGAUGGCACCAGUGUUUUCCUCUGUUCCUUCUAUUGUGUCUGUAUUGCCACCUGCAGCUUCUCCACUUCCCACUGUUACUUCCAAAACAUUCUCAUUUUUUCAAAGCUCCUCUUUUGAUUCUCCUGCUCAGCCAUCUCUAUCUCCACCUCAGGCGGUUCCACCUCCUCCUCCUGCUCAGCCAUCUUUACCACCACCACCGCCGCCACCUCCACCACCACCUCCUCCUCCUCCUCCCCCACCACCCCCACCUAUUCUGCCUAAGCCAGCUCUUUAUCCUAAAAAGAAACCACUGGCCAUGGCUUCAGUGACAACAGUUCCCAGCCUGAUACCAUCUGUCAGCAGUGUCAAAUCAGUAGAGACAUCUGCUAUUAAAACCAGCGGGCUGCCCAUCACAAAAAUAUACACAUCAACACCUCCUCCUGUCCCACCCAAACCAGCUUCAAUUCCAGCAGGACUGGUGUUCACUCACAGACCUAGUGAAGUAAUAAAACCACCCAUUGCUCCCAAACCAACAGUUCCUCAGUUACCAACAAUUAUUUAUAAACCAACAGAGAUAAAGCCAAAACCAGAUGGUUUGGCUUUAACCAGCAGUAUGACUUUGAACUUGGUUUCCCCUGUUGAGUACAAGUUGCCAUCCCCUACAUCCCCCUUAUCUCCACAUUCUAAUAAAUCUUCCCCAAGAUUAUCCAAAUCCUCUCAGGAAACUUAUGUUGUUAUCACAUUGCCCUCUGAACCUGGAACACCAACAGAGUCUAUUACUUGCCAGGCAAUUACCAGUUGGCCUUCGGGAUCACCCCACAAAGAACAGGUUCCACAGACUGUGCAGUCAUUAUUCACUCCAUCUAUGAGUACUCUGCAAACACAAAGCAUAAUUGAUCAAAGCAAGGACAUUACGGAUGCUUCACAGACUAUUUCUUCUAUUCCUUUCACUGCACGUUCAAUUUUUGAGAUAGUCCCUAGGUCAACAACAGAAUUAAUAACAACAGAGGUUGCCAGGACUAGUGUGUCUUUGAUCAAAAAUGGUGGAUCAAAUAGUGUUUCCAUAACUAUUCCUCCAGAACCCACUCAUAUAAUGGAGCCACCCAGAUAUAGAGAGAAUGGAAGAUUCCAUGUCUUUGGUGAUGUUAUUGAUCUUCGGACCUUGACUAAAAUGGACAUUGAAAGGCCAGACAGCUGUAUGGACCUAUCUGCACCACCUGCAGAUGUGAGAAGGCAAAUUAUGGCAAGUGACACUUCUGGGAGGCCAGUAAGUACUGUUCAGCCAGCUAUCAUAAACCUUAGCAUUGCAUCAGCAGCUGAUACUUCUUUAGCUUUAGUCCCUGGAACAAUUACAAUUGUGACUUGCACAACUACUGUAAGUUAUAGUACAAGCACAGAAAGUCUUGUAGAUUUAGGGCAUGCAAUGACAACUCCACUGCAACUAACAACAUCAAAACAUUUUGAUCCUGGAACUAGAGUAACAAGUAGUACGGCACUUUCUUCAGACAAAGAUGAAGUACCAAUAAAUCUGUCCCGUGGUAUUCCAGCACAUGCAGUCACAUGGGCCACUACAAAGCCCAUUACUGUACCUCCUGUAGGUGUAAAUAAUGGUUGGAUUGAUACUUCCACUGCUGCUGAACCAAUGGAAAUUGGAGCAGUUGACCUCAGCACCACAAAAUCCCAUAGAACCAUGGUAACGAUGGAUGAAAUGUCUUCAGGAAUUGUUACCACUGUAAUAGAAGAUGAUGAAAAGCCUGUGGACUUGACUGCAGGGAGAAGGGCUGUUUGUUGUGAUGUGAUUUACAAGUUACCAUUUGGCAAGAGCUGUACAGCUCAAGCACCAGCAACAACAUUGCCAGAAGAUCGUUUUGGUUACAGGGAUGAUCACUAUCAAUAUGACCGUUCAGGUUCCUAUGGUUAUAGAGGAAUUGGGGGUAUGAAACCUUCUAUGUCAGAUACAAAUUUAUCAGAAGCUGGACUGUUUUUGUACAAAAGCAAGAACACAUUUGAGUACCAAGCAACUGGAGCAACUGAUGUAGCAGUAGACUUAACCUCUGGCAAAAUAAUGACAGGUGAAAUUGUGGAUUACUCAAGCAAGAUUACUGGUCCUUACCCAGAGACUCGACAAGUGAUUUCUAGCAUUGGGAUCAGUGCACCUCAGUAUUCCCAAGCAAGAAUAGUAUCAUCCCUAGGCUCCCCUUAUGGCAUUGGAAGUGUUUUGAAAUCAUCUAAUGGGGUUGUAUAUUCUUCAGUUGCAACUCCAGUCCCAUCUACAUUUGCUAUCACUACACAGCCGGGUUCUAUUUUUAGUACUUCGGUUAGAGACCUGUCUGCUCUUCAUACAGUUGACACACUGCCCUCAUUAUCAAACUUGCAACAGAGCCAGGCACUUCCAAGAUCAUACAAUUUCUUGACAACUGUAGCCUCUGAAAAAGAUGGUUCAAUUACUGGUAUUGACAUUGACCCAGGGUUGCAACCUCUCCCUUUAGAAGCUAUUACCACUGAGCCAACAAACUUGAUGCCUGUUUUCACAACAUCUUCUGAGGCCUUUGUAGAUAUAAUUGAGGAUGAAGCUACACUCCUUAUUGCUCCUGGAGAAGGCAAACAGCAACAUCUUGACUUAGAACGUGAGCUUCUAGAGCUUGAGAAACUGAAGCAGCAACGCUUUGCAGAAGAGCUAGAGUGGGAACGCCAAGAAAUACAAAGAUUCAGAGAGCAAGAACAGUUUAUGGUUCAAAAAAAGCUUGAGGAGUUGCAUUCUAUGAAGCACCACCUCCUAUAUCAGCAAGAAGAAGAAAGACAAGCUCAGUUCAUGAUGAGGCAGGAAUCAUUAGUUCAACAACAAAUGCACAUUGAACAAAUUCAGCAGCUUCAACAUCAACUCCACCAGCACUUGGAAGAACAAAAAAUCCACCAGAUUUAUCAGUAUAAUUAUGACCCUUCUGGAACUGUAUCCCCACAAACAACCACAGAUCAAGUCAUUCUUGAAGGACAGUACAAUGCGGCCAACAGCCAGUUCUGGACUGGUGAUGAAGCUGCCACCACUUCUGCUGCCUUGGGGAUUGAAAUUCCACAGAGCCAAGCUUGGUACACUGUUCAGUCAGAUGGUGUUACACAAUACAUAUCCAGGCCUGGCAUCCUAAAUUCUGUUUCAGAGAUGUCUCUUAAAGACAUUGAUGCAAGAGAGGAAAAGCAGCUGAAAAAGAGGAGCUCCAUGCCAAAGCUCCGUGGCCCAUAUGAGGAAAUUGAUGAAACCUUGGAAGAAGACCCUAAGUGUCUAAAAAAGAUAGUGGAAAGUGGAGUUCAGACUGAUGAUGAGGAUAGUGCAGACUUGGGCUAUUCAGACAGGAGAAGGAGGAUGAAAAAGAGUGUAGAUACAAGUGUUCAGACAGAUGAUGAGGACCAAGAUGACUGGGAUCCUUCCAACAGGUCAAGAAGGAAGACUCAUGGGGGGAAAUAUGAAGGUACCACUGAGAUGGACAAGGCUAAGCCAUUUCCCAAAGUCUCCAGUAUUGCAGUGCAGACAGUUGCAGAGAUUUCUGUACAAACAGAGCCUGUAGGGAUGAUAAGAACACCAUCAGUGAGGGCCCAGUCAGAUGCAAAAAUAGAAAUAAUAAAACACAUUUCAGCUCCAGAAAAGACAUACAAAGGAGGGAGUUUGGGAUGUCAGACAGAAACAGACUCAGAUACACAAAGCCCCCCAUACCAGACAGAUACCUCCCCUCAGAAAGAUAAAAAACGCCCAACACCAUUAGAAAUAGGUUAUUCGUCCCAUCUCCGACCAGAGCCAACACUUCAGGUAGCCCCCUCCCCUCCCAAAUCCCCCAAAGUACUCUAUUCUCCCAUUUCACCUGUAUCUCCAGCUGCAGUUAUAGAGUCAGCCUUUGUACCCUAUGAAAAACCUGUUGCUGAAGACAUUAGUCCUCAGAAGAUUCUGAAUGCUGAUGUCACCACAAUUCCUCAGCUGAGCCCAAAGUCUGCCAAGGUGAUGCAGCGCUCUUUGUCUGAUCCUAAACCUCUGAGCCCAACAGCGGAAGACCCUUCCAGAGCUCAUUUCCAGUAUACCGAUGGUUUCUUGACUAAAGGAUCUUCAACUGCAGUGCCAUCAGGAAUGCAAAAGAAGGUCAAGAGGACUCUGCCCAACCCACCCCCAGAAGAUGUUACAGUAGGAACACAAUCAGCCUUCACCACUGUGGGGUCAAUUUCACGCCGAAGGAUCUGUAGGAGCAAUACUAUGGCCAGAGCUAAAAUCCUCCAGGAUAUAGACAGAGAACUGGAUUUGGUAGAACGAGAAUCUGCAAAGCUUCGGAAGAAGCAAGCAGAACUAGAUGAGGAAGAGAAAGAAAUAGAUGCAAAGCUUCGCUAUUUAGAAAUGGGCAUCAACCGACGGAAAGAAGCAUUGCUAAAAGAAAGAGAAAAAAGGGAACGUGCCUACCUUCAGGGAGUAGCAGAAGAGCGUGAUUAUAUGUCUGACAGUGAAGUUAGCAGUACGAGGCCUACCAGGAUAGAGUCUCAGCAUGGCUUGGAAAGACCACGAACUGCUCCACAAACAGAAUUUGACCAGUUUAUACCUCCACAGACCCAACCAGAAAAUCAGUUUGCAACUCCUACAAGUCCUUAUUCUCAGUAUCAAUACUCUUCACCUGCCCUUCCUACUCAAGCACCAACUCCAUACACACAGCAAUCUCAUUACCAGCAGCAGCCUUUAUAUCAACAGCAGGUUUCUCCUUAUCAGACACAGUCAGCAUUUCAAACUGUGGCAACCAUGUCUUUCACCCCACAAGCUCAGCCAUCACAAACCCAACAACCGUCCUAUCCACUCUCAUCACAAUUGAUGGUGAUCCCACAAAAAACAAGGCAAACCUCAUUAUACCUGGAGCCCAAGAUAACAACAAACUAUGAUGUGAUUCGCAACCAGCCACUCAUGAUAGCACCUGCAUCAUCUGAUAACACAUAUGCAGUAUCCCAUUUGGGUAGUAAAUAUAGUACCUUGGACUUGCGGUUGGGGCUAGAUGAGAGAAGCAGCAUGGCUAGUAGUCCCAUCUCUAGCAUUUCUGGUGACUCAUUCUAUGCAGACAUUGACCACCACACAGCACGCAAUUAUGUGCUACUAGAUGAUAUUGGGGAUAUUGGUAAAGGAACAUCAUCUCUGAGCUCUGCUUAUGGUCUGCAUGACAAGGAUCUGAGCAAGACUGAUAGGCUUCUUCGAACCACUGAAGCUCGGAGGGUGCAAGAAGUCUCAGAUUUCCUUGCACCACUGCAAACUUCUUCCCGGCUGCACAGCUACAUGAAAGCUGAUGAAGACCCUAUGGAAGACCCUUAUGAACUUAAGCUUCUAAAGCAUCAAAUUAAGCAAGAGUUCCGGAGGGGUGCUGAAAGUCUGGACCAUCUGGCAGGACUAUCCCAGUAUUACCAUGGAGAUACUAGCUACAGACAUUUCCCCAAAUCUGAGAAAUAUAGCAUAAGCAGGCUUACAUUAGAGAAACAAGCAGCCAAACAGCUCCCAGCAGCCAUCCUUUACCAGAAGCAAUCAAAGCAUAAGAAGGCCUUGUUAGAUCCCAAAUUGUCUAAAUUUUCACCCAUUCAAGAAAGCAGAGACCUUGAGCUUGAUUAUUCAACCUACUUGACUUCCAGCACAUCAUCACUUGGAGGCAUCACCUCCAGAGCUAGGCUUCUCCAGGAUGAUAUAACAUUUGGCCUCCGAAAAAAUAUCACAGACCAACAGAAAUAUAUGGGACCCACAUUAACACACUCCCUUGGUACAAGCCUAGGGGCUGCACUGAGUACAAGCAUGAGAUCCACGUUACAAGAUGAGGCUGACAAACCUUAUGGCAGUGGCAGUAGAUCUAGGCCUUCCUCCCGGCCAUCCUCAGUCUAUGGGCUUGACUUGUCACUAAAAAGAGAUUCCUCAAGCUCAUCUUUAAGACUGAAAGCUCAAGAACCUGAACCUCUAGAUGUUUCCUUCAGUCAUGCAGCCCCCUCUGGAAGAACUAAACCUACCAGUUUACCUAUCAGUCAGAGUAGAGGAAGAAUCCCAAUAGUAGCACAGAACUCUGAAGAAGAAAGUCCUUUAAGUCCUGUGGGCCAACCAAUGGGGAUGGCAAGAGCAGCAGCUGGACCAUUACCACCUAUAUCUGCAGACACCAGAGACCAGUUUGGAUCAAGCCAUUCAUUACCUGAAGUCCAACAGCAUAUGAGGGAAGAAUCACGAGCUCGAGGCUAUGACCGGGAUAUAGCCUUCAUCAUGGAUGACUUCCAACAUGCCAUGUCAGAUAGUGAAGCCUACCACCUGCGGCGAGAAGAAACAGAUUGGUUCGACAAGCCCCGGGAGUCUCGUUUGGAGAAUGGACAUGGUUAUGACAGAAGACUGCCAGACAAGCUAGCCCAUUCAAGGCCACCAAGUCAGCAUCAAGACCAAAUUAAUGGGAAGCCUAUCCAAUACAUCUUCCCUCAUGCAAGGCUGAAACUGCCAAGGGACCCAAAGGAUCACUCUGUUUCAGGCAAUGGACUUGGAAUCCGAAUUGUAGGCGGGAAAGAGAUUCCUGGAACCAAUGGAGAAAUUGGUGCUUACAUUGCUAAAAUCCUACCAGGUGGAAGUGCUGAGCAAACAGGGAAACUUAUGGAAGGGAUGCAGGUGCUGGAGUGGAAUGGCAUUCCCUUGACAGCCAAAACAUAUGAAGAAGUUCAGAGCAUCAUCAGUCAACAGAGUGGGGAAGCAGAAAUAUGUGUAAGACUGGAUAUCAGCAUGCUGUCAGAGGCAGAGAAUCCACAACACUUGGACUUGCUUGAGCCAGGAAAGCCUGCAGAGAAAACGAAAUCCCCAGGGGUUGACCCCAAGCAGUUGGCUGCAGAGCUGCAAAAGGUUUCUCUGCAACAGACCCCCCACAUUGCCUCUUCAGCAAUGGAAAAGGGUUCCCAUGCUCAUUCUGGCACGACAUCAGCCACUUCUAGUUCUGUUCCUAGCCCUGGGCAGCCUGGUUCUCCUUCUGUCAGCAAGAAAAGGCAUAGUAGCAAGCCUGCGGAAACUACCAAGCCUGCUUCCCAUCCAAUAACUGGAGAAAUUCAGCUUCAAGUCAACUAUGACAAACACCUUGGUAAUUUGAUCAUUCACAUUCUUCAAGCAAGAAACCUUGCUCCUCGUGACAACAAUGGCUAUUCUGACCCUUUUGUCAAAGUAUAUCUUCUACCAGGAAGAGGCCAAGUCAUGGUUGUCCAGAAUGCAAGUGUUGAGAACAAGAGGAGGACAAAGUAUGUGCAAAAAAGCUUGAAUCCUGAAUGGAACCAGACGGUUAUUUAUAAAAAUAUCUCCAUGGAGCAGCUGAAGAAGAAAACUCUUGAAGUUACUGUCUGGGACUAUGAUAGAUUUUCCUCGAAUGACUUCCUUGGUGAGGUCUUAAUUGAACUGUCUAGUUCUUCUCAGCUGGACAAUACUCCCAGGUGGUAUACUCUAAAAGAACAGAGUGAAAGUAUUGACCAUGGGAAAUCUCAUUCUGGUCAGAGCAGCCAACAGUCACCAAAACCAUCUGUCAUCAAAAGCAGAAGCCAUGGAAUUUUCCCUGACCCAUCAAAGGACAUGCAGGUGCCCACUAUUGAGAAGUCCCACAGCAGUCCAGGAAGCUCCAAGUCUUCCUCCGAAGGACACCUGCGCUCUCAUGGACCAUCUCGCAGCCAAAGCAAAACCAGCGUCACUCAAACCCACCUUGAAGACGCUGGGGCAGCCAUCGCUGCUGCUGAAGCAGCUGUCCAGCAGCUCCGCCUUCAACCAACAGCACAUAAAAGCGGUCAGUCUAAUCAUGCAAGGAAGCAGCACAGACACAGCAUAGCAGGAGUCCUCCCAAUUCAAAGAACUCAGUCUGACAAUCUGCCUCCACCAGCCAGUGACAACAAAGACCAAAGUCAACUAGCCCUCAGAAAAGUGAUGUCUGAUGGACCGGUCAAGCCUGAAGGAGCAAGGACUACCAACCACCGACCCGGAGAUAGUUCAGUCUCCUCGACUGGUUCAUCAGCCAGUACCUUUGGCAGUGGAUACAGCAUGGAUAGUGAAGGAAGUAGCAGUAGCACCACCACCACAGGGGACAACAAUUUGUUUCCCAUCCCAAGAAUAGGAAAGAUGAACCAGAAUGGACAAGAAGCAGUGAAGCAGUCAGGAAUAGGAUUAACAGAGGGUGAAGGUAAAACCCAGGUGAUGGGAGAAAUCAAGAUUGCCUUAAAGAAGGAAAUGAAGACAGAUGGAGAACAGCUAAUUGUGGAGAUCCUUCAAUGCAGGAAUAUCACCUACAAAUUUAAAUCACCAGAUCACUUACCUGAUCUGUAUGUGAAGCUGUAUGUUGUCAAUCUUGCAACACAAAAGAGAGUGAUCAAGAAGAAAACAAGAGUGUGCAGGCAUGACCGAGAACCUUCAUUCAAUGAAACGUUUAGAUUCAGUUUGAGCCCCACAGGACAUUCUCUCCAGAUUCUCCUCGUUUCUAAUGGGGGAAAGUUUAUGAAGAAGACCUUGAUUGGUGAGGCAUAUAUCUGGCUUGACAAAGUGGACCUCAGGAAAAGAAUAGUAAACUGGCACAAACUUUUGGUCAGCUCAACACAAACACAUUGAGCAAAGGUGUCAUCUUUGGGCACUGAGCAUUUGAAGAGUCUGCUUGCGUGAUUCCAAGACUCUACUUUGAUGUUGUGUUUAGUUAGGCUUUCAGAAUACGAAGUAUAGGGUGAAAACAAGUUCUGGGCUACUUAGCACACUUUCAUGAGGGCUAGUCAACAUGUUUUGCUGUGUUUAAAAAACACAGCAAAGACAAAACAACAACCACUCUAGGCUCAGAGUCUACUGAAGAUGAAAACUGACCUGAGGGCUCUGUGAUGUUAGAAUCCUUGGGGUGAUGAAGCAAAAGAAGAGCAUCCAUGCACUUGAGGGCAGGCGUUGAUGGAGACAAUUGGGCUGCAGCUAGAGGCAGAGUCUAUGGGAGAGUAAUCUGAUUCUUGGUGCAAUCAGAAAGGAGAUCAUUUUAUGCAAAAGCACCUAAGGUGACUGCCUUUCCAGUUCUCACUCAAGUGUGUUCUGCAUCUCUGACUAUUUGCUGUUGUGAGAGGGUGCCCCAGCAGGCAAAUGGCAGGAUAAAUUGUUUUUUAUUUUAAAUGGUGGCAAUUUCAUUUUUUUCUUCCAUAAUUAUAUGCUUUGGAGAAUAUGUUCAGACAGAAAAUCUCUGUGGUUCUCCACAUUAGUUGAGACAUGACGUGCAGAAAGCACAAGAAUAAUGGUCAUUUUGGAAAGAGUAAAAGCAUGGGGGGAGGUAUUUGACAGCAUAUCAUGAAAAGAAGAAUGGCAAGGAUUGUGUGGAUGAAAUUGCAGUUCAGCCUACUCUUUUUGAGUCAGUCGUUUACAAAAAAUGGAGUUGAUUCAAAGGGCUUUUAAGCACUGAGAUGGAUAUUGUUGCCUCAUUAUCUGUCUUGCCUUUAUAAACUUCGAGGUGUUGAUGUUUCAAAAUGUCUAGCAUGAAGUGCUCCAUGUGUUAGAUCCACCGUGCUAAUCUCUCCCUGCUCCUGUGGGGGUUCUAGGUCAAUAAAAGCAUUUUGUCAUCUUGAAGAAAUGACACACUGUAUCUCACAGUAUGUGUGAUUGUGUAUUACAGAUGUCUCAUAUGCAUCAAGUAGCAUAUAUGUUCACAAGUGGUGUUCCACUAAGGAAAUUGAAAAAUAUUGGAGGACGAACAUCUGCAACAUUGAACUGUAAAGCAAAAUGUUGCUUAUAAAAUGUAGGGAAAAGAUUUCUGACCCUGCAUAAUUUAUUGUCAUGGGCUAGAGACAUUAAAAAAUUAAGCUAAAUUUAUGGCUUCCUUGUGGACUAAGACAAAAAUGGAUACAUCAUAAUUCCCCUUUGCUAUGAUAAUUGGCUUUGUAUUUCUAUAAUGGAAAAUGGGCAAAAUGUAUGCCAAACCAUUCCAUGAAGCAAAACCACUAUUAGCAAGUAUCUAUAGUAGAUAACUGCAAGAAGAGCCUAAAGGUUGGUUUCAAUUAAGGCAGUGUUGGCCUGCAUAAUUCUUUUCAUAGGUGAGUUAAAGAAGCUUCUGAAAUGUAGUAAAUAAACUAAUAAAGCUAUGCAUGAAGCUGGAGCCAGCCUGAACAACCUCUUAUAAUUAUUUUAAGCAGUGAGCCCCUUGUCAACAGGGGAAAGAGGGGAAAGCCCCAAAUCCAAAAUAUAUGUUCCUGAAAGAAAUGGUUUAAAUAAAACUUUACGUUUCCACAAAGCAACACAUUUCCAGGCAAGAUAAAGCCAAGGUAGGGGCUCACUGAUUCAAUUUCACUUUCUAAUACAGAAUAUAUUUCUUUUUACCCCAGCUGUAAGAUGUGUAAUAACAUGUGUAAUGGGGAGGCAAAACAUAUGAGCACAGGAUUAACUGGCAUUCUUGCUCAGAUUUCAUCCACUUGUCUCCCAGUACAGGUAUCCAUUUCAGUCCAGUUCUUGGAAGCAAUUGCAUUGCCCUCCCUUAAAAAUGCUGUGUCACUUGGAAAUUGUCUGUUACUACCUAUCACAUCCACCAUACCCAGAGGCAAAUGAAAGGAAAGACAUAUUUCACCAGGUCUGAAUCUGUAUUUUCUGAAAAAUCCAGUUUCAAGUUCCAUUGUUAAGUGAUUUUUUUUAAUGGUGAGACAUGCAACGGAUGGCAAUUUUAUUUCAGCUAAGAAUUAUAAGGAAAGCUGUAAUUCUUACAGUGAUUGCCAUGGAAAUUUCAAACAGCAACAAGCACAAAGUAGAAAACUUACUACUAGCAAGCUGGUUGUUCUUAAAUGAUAAAGUUAGGCUGCUGUUGGAAUGUCCUGUUGCGCGGAUUGGGAAAGGCAUUCACGGAAAAAAAAGACUGCUUCCCAUUGUCAGCAGAUGAGAAUCUGCAAUGCUUUGUGCAUUUUCCUUAACUUAUUAUUUCUAUGGUGGUUUCAACUUCCCCUCAUUCAUUACCUCUUUCAGCCACCAGGCAUUGAUUCCAAAGCUGGCCAACAGCAUUCAGAGUCAUUGGAAUCAGAUCACUGUAAUGGACAUGCUAAGUUGAAUGUAUGUUGAUUGUAGGAAUGUGAGCUUGUUAAGAAAGGCAGCUUCUGUGAGACAUGGCAUGUUCCCCCCAAGAGGAUUAGAAUCUCCAUUCCUUUUAUAUUUAUCAUGUAUCACAAAGUGGUGAAAGUCUAGUCCAUCUGCUAAAUCAUGUUUACAUCUGUGCGAAGACUAGAGAUGCCUCCAAAGCGUGCCAAGUUUCCUUUGACCAAAUGUCUGGGCUGUACUGGAAUCAUUCUAUGCAAUGAUGAAUCACAUUUAAAUGCAGUUUUCUUUUUAUUAAUGAAGGCAACAAAACCCUUCUUGUGGCAAUUAUUUUUUUAAAGAAAAAAAAUCACAUGGGGACUUAGGGUAUUUAAGAAAAUGUAUAGAUAUUUCUGCCUUUUUGUGUUCCUCCUUGAAACACUUUUUUGUUUCUUCUGUUAAACAGAAGUGCUUACAUAUGGCAAGAACCUCUUAACUUGGGAUGAAUGAAAGUUACCCAGCUGUGGAUUUCUUUGAAACUGUGGAUUGUUGAUGGCACAAUGCGCUUUAUUUAGAAUGAAUGAAUAUAUAUAAUAUAUACACAUAUAUAUACAUAUAUAUAUGGCAAGUUUGCUGAGCUGAAGAUAAAACUUAUAUUGUACAAAAAGCCUUGUACAGUGGGGAAAGCUUGAAAUAUGAGCCAAAAGCACAGAAUGUAUGUGUAUUGACAAAUGACUGGUCAUUUCUUUAAAGGGGUUGUUUCUCUUUCUCCGUUCUGCUGAAUAACAGCCAGCUCUCACUUUAUUUCCAAACAAGGUGAAUGAGUUCCUGUGAUGAAUGUGGAACUAUUUUGUUGUUAUCAUAAUCCUUUAAAGGGAUAGUAUCCAGAAGCAAUAUAAAUGCUUUACAUUCUUUAUUAUAUCCCACUUCCCACCCCUGACAUUAUGUCACUGUUGCUUUAUGCCUUUCAGAAGAAGUAGGUACCUCACUGCAAGCACAUGGGAGGCAUUUCUGUUCACUUUACAUCAGGACCUUUCCUUGUCAGCCAAGUUCCUUUUCUUGAUGCCUGCUUGUUGGAACAAUUUGAUUGUUUAGGGCAAAGGGGUGGGGAGGGUGAGUAGUGUAGCUGGUAACCAGCUAACCUUACUUCUUUUUAAUAGGAUAAAGAUGUAAAAUGUAAACAUCUCUUAUAUUAUAUGCUCAAUAUAGAAUUAUUUAAUUCGCAUUUAGUUUCCUGAAGAUUUCAUACAGAUGUUAAUAGUAUAUUUUUAUCUUUUAUUUGAAUCAUACCUGAUGCUAUAUUAAGUGCUUUAUUUUCGUCGGUACAGCAUCUAAUGUUCCACAGCUCACAAACUGUCAGCAUAUGUUCAUACGUAUAUGUAUAUGCGAGGGGAUAAAAUGAUCUGAAUAAUCACAUUGUUUUUCAAGUGGUUAAAAACCUGAGAGGAAAUUCAGUGUACAAAUCCACUACCAUUACAUUCAGGGACUGUUCGUGCAUUCACGGCCAGUUUGCCGAUGUUGUUACUAGAUUAAAAUAAAAUCUGGAUACUCUCUCUUUAAACCAUAAAUUGCAUUUUGAUGGUUUCUGUAUAUGCUAUGAUUCAUUGUUUUGACAAAAGAACACACUAAUGAGUUUUAAAUUAUAUGAUAUAAAAUAUGAUUU
Sceloporus undulatus (fence lizard) is the source of this 20147-nucleotide messenger RNA. It is a transcript of the gene PCLO, whose product is annotated as piccolo presynaptic cytomatrix protein. Gene Ontology annotation, biological process: protein localization to synapse; presynaptic active zone assembly. Gene Ontology annotation, molecular function: protein binding; structural constituent of presynaptic active zone; metal ion binding. Gene Ontology annotation, cellular component: cytoskeleton of presynaptic active zone; axon; glutamatergic synapse. The record is from RefSeq and is a predicted model, not a curated record. The coding region runs from base 158 to 16078 and encodes 5306 amino acids. Lineage: Eukaryota; Metazoa; Chordata; Lepidosauria; Squamata; Phrynosomatidae. The transcript has 26 exons.